Molecule: messenger RNA, 946 nt
Organism: Vicia villosa (hairy vetch)
Lineage: Eukaryota; Viridiplantae; Streptophyta; Magnoliopsida; Fabales; Fabaceae
Product: large ribosomal subunit protein uL6m-like
Exons: 2
Coding region: 162-470 (102 amino acids)
Biological process (GO): translation
Cellular component (GO): ribosome
Molecular function (GO): structural constituent of ribosome; rRNA binding
Source: RefSeq, a predicted model, not a curated record
GGGAUCGACAAAACCGAGCAAAUUUUUCCAAUGAAAACCCUAAAACAACAAAGUUGGAGUCAGCUCAGAACUCAACUGCCCGGAAAUUGCAGGCUCAGUUGGUCGUCGUCCGCCCGAAACAGCGAUAAACUCUACCAGGAAACUGAUUUGCUUUGGAAUUAAUGGAGGCCAAAUUUUUCCGCUUUCUUAAGAUUGUGGGUGUUGGAUACAAAGCUAGAGCCGAAUCUGCAGGGCGUCUAUUGUAUCUCAAAUUGGGUUACAGUCAUGAGGUGGAAUUAUCAGCGCCUCCUGCUGUCCGUGUUUUCUGCUUCAAAAACAAUGUAAUUUGUUGUACUGGCAUAGACAAGCAAAGGGUGCAUCAGUUUGCUGCUACUGUUCGCAACUGUAAGCCACCUGAAGUUUACAAAGGCAAGGGCAUAAUGUAUACUGACGAAGUUAUCAAGAAAAAACAAGGAAAGAAGUCUAAAUGAUCAUAUAAUCUCAGCCGAUUUCUUGAAGUCCAUGGCUCAGGUGUAUAUUGGCUAAACUCUGCAGAAUUGUUUCAUCUAGUCUUUGAACAAUUUCACCGUUAGAAUUCUGAUUGAUAUGUAACACUAGAAUUUAUCUUUGUUGAGACAUUUUAUCUUUCUAAUAAUACCAAAAAAUCAUGAAUUUGAAUAUACUUACUUUUAAUGAAUGCCUAUGAUAUUUUUGUGGUUGUUGAAUUUCAUAUUCUUAGUUCUUGUGUAUUUUAUAUCCAACUCAUAAGUCAAACAAAAAUUUGCUGUAAUGAAUUCAAGUGGAAAAGUCUGAGACCAAUCCACAUUGAAGUUCAAUGAAUAAGUAAUUUAUACCCAAGAGGGCAUUAUUGUGCUAUAUGUUAUCCUUUUUAGUUGAGAUAGUUCCUUUUUGAGUGUGUUAGAAGUCACUAUAGAAUUCUCUAAUAGAUGACUUCAUGAAGUACAAA